UGUAGCUUCUUCAGUAUGUCUGGACGCGGCAAAGGCGGUAAGGGCCUCGGGAAGGGUGGCGCUAAGCGUCAUCGCAAGGUCCUUCGCGACAACAUCCAGGGUAUUACAAAGCCCGCUAUUAGGCGGCUGGCUCGUCGGGGCGGCGUCAAGCGUAUCUCCGGCUUGAUCUACGAGGAGACUCGCGGGGUGCUGAAAGUGUUCUUGGAGAACGUGAUCCGCGACGCCGUCACCUACACGGAGCACGCCAAGCGCAAGACUGUCACCGCCAUGGACGUGGUCUACGCGCUCAAGCGCCAGGGCCGCACCCUCUACGGCUUCGGCGAGUGUAAAAGUACCAACAAAAUCUACUUGGAGCUGGUGUACUUGGUGACGGCCUUGGUGCCCUCGGACACGGCGUGUUUGGCCAGCUCCCCGGGCAGCAGCAGGCGCACGGCCGUCUGGAUCUCCCGAGACGUGAUGCUUUCCUUGCGGCUGCGCUUGCGCUUCUUGCCGUCCUUCUUCUGCGCCUUGGUCACCGCCUUUUUCGACCCCUUCUUGGGCGCGGGAGCGGACUUCGCUGGUUCGGGCAUAUUCGGACUAUUACUCCUGGAUUACAAUGAACAAGUCUGUUGGGUGUUUGUACGUUCUGGAGUGGUUUUUUUCUGUCUCGUCAUAACUAUGUCUGGACGUGGAAAACAAGGAGGCAAAGCCCGCGCUAAGGCGAAGACCCGGUCUUCACGGGCUGGACUGCAGUUCCCUGUUGGUCGUGUCCAUCGCUUGCUUCGCAAGGGCAACUACGCCGAGCGAGUUGGUGCUGGUGCUCCGGUCUACCUCGCUGCAGUGCUGGAGUACCUCACCGCUGAGAUCUUGGAGUUGGCCGGGAAUGCAGCUCGGGACAACAAGAAAACUCGCAUCAUUCCCCGACACUUGCAGCUGGCCAUCCGCAAUGACGAGGAGCUUAACAAACUACUUGGCAAAGUGACCAUCGCUCAGGGCGGCGUCCUGCCCAAUAUUCAGGCCGUGCUGCUGCCCAAGAAGACCGAGAGCCACCACAAGGCUAAGGGAAAGGUUGCUAUGGCUCGUACCAAGCAGACCGCUCGCAAGUCCACCGGCGGCAAGGCGCCCCGCAAGCAGCUGGCCACCAAGGCCGCUCGCAAGAGCGCUCCGGCCACCGGCGGCGUGAAGAAGCCUCACCGCUACCGGCCCGGCACCGUGGCGCUGCGCGAGAUCCGGCGCUACCAGAAGUCUACCGAGCUGCUGAUCCGCAAACUGCCGUUCCAGCGGCUGGUGCGCGAGAUCGCGCAGGACUUCAAGACCGACCUGCGCUUCCAGAGUUCGGCUGUGAUGGCGCUGCAGGAGGCUUGCGAGGCCUACCUGGUGGGCCUCUUUGAGGACACCAAUCUGUGCCUCAGUUUCAAAAUGUCUGGACGCGGUAAAGGUGGAAAAGGCUUAGGCAAGGGCGGUGCUAAGCGGCACAGGAAGGUUCUUCGAGACAACAUCCAGGGCAUUACUAAGCCUGCCAUUCGUCGCUUGGCUCGCCGUGGCGGAGUCAAGCGUAUUUCUGGUCUUAUUUAUGAAGAGACCCGAGGUGUUCUCAAGGUGUUUCUAGAGAACGUCAUCCGCGAUGCCGUUACCUACACGGAGCACGCCAAGCGCAAGACCGUCACAGCCAUGGACGUGGUUUAUGCCCUCAAGCGGCAGGGCCGCACUCUGUAUGGCUUUGGCGGCUAG
Molecule: messenger RNA, 1710 nt
Organism: Dipodomys spectabilis (banner-tailed kangaroo rat)
Lineage: Eukaryota; Metazoa; Chordata; Mammalia; Rodentia; Heteromyidae
Exons: 7
Coding region: 16-1710 (564 amino acids)
Biological process (GO): nucleosome assembly
Cellular component (GO): nucleosome
Molecular function (GO): structural constituent of chromatin; DNA binding; protein heterodimerization activity
Source: RefSeq, a predicted model, not a curated record